GUGUGUGUGGUGAGGAUCCUCUAUAGACGGCCUUAAUGGGUGGAGGCCAACAGCAGAAAACAGGAAGGUGCUGAUAGGAUGCUCCAAAGUUCGCCGGCACACCAGAGGAGCGCUAGAUCUUGCUCCAGAUCGACUGCAGAUGGACAGCCGGGGAAGGACUCUAUCAUUGCACAAAUGAAAGCGAUCGAAGAAUGUCCCAGCGUACAACUUAAUGUGAUUUUUCUCAUUUGUGGAUAUGAGGUUUCUAGGAAGAGUCUUGUGGAAAUAAUGAGAGGACUGUGUCUCUGACCGCUGGAUCAUUAUUUGAAGCUUCUCAGUUGGAGAUAUUGUUACUCGUCUGGAUAUGUGGCCUCUGAGUGUUGCCAUUUUUUUGCUCUACUUUGCAGGUUGCUGGGCUCAGAGCUGUAAUCGGACGAAGGCUUAUUUUGAGUCCUGGAAUUUCUUCAGCGUUCUCCAUUGGGACCCUGUUGAUGUUCCUGGUCAAACGCUUCUCUACAGCGUCCAGUUCAACCUUUAUGGGAAACCGUAUGAACCGGUGACGUGGUGCCAGAACAUCUCCACUCCUGUUUGUGACAUGACGGAUGUGAUGACCCAUGUGAUGAGCGAUGUGACCUCUAAAUAUCAUGCCAAGGUCAGCGCCAGUGGACAGUGCCUGGCUGAGGUGAUGUUCAAGCCGUUUUGGCAAACCACUUUUGCAGCACCGCAGCUGUCAGUAACGUCAAACCAAACCCAUCUGAAUGUGACGGUUUUGCCGCAGAUGACAGCUUGGAGCUGCUCUAUUGAGAAUAUCAGCUUUUGGGGAAAAGGUUUCCAGAGGCCCUCCAUUAAGUACACAGUUCGCCUGACACAUCCCAAAUCAUUGGCGGGAAAGGUAUUUGAGGACACGUCUCGCUCAGUGUUUAUUUGGCUUGUGGAAACAGACGAGCAGUACUGUGGUGAUGUGUUAUAUACGCUCACACAUCCCGGUCGGUCCAGUCCCAGUGAAAACGCCUCCUUUUGUGUGACUGUCUCAGGUGAUUCACAGUCUGUGCUCGUGUAG
Messenger RNA from Sinocyclocheilus grahami, 1039 nucleotides. Its product is annotated as interleukin-22 receptor subunit alpha-2-like. Gene Ontology annotation, cellular component: plasma membrane. Gene Ontology annotation, molecular function: cytokine receptor activity; protein binding. The transcript is spliced from 5 exons. Bases 344 to 1039 code for a protein of 231 amino acids. The record is from RefSeq and is a predicted model, not a curated record. Lineage: Eukaryota; Metazoa; Chordata; Actinopteri; Cypriniformes; Cyprinidae. Gene Ontology annotation, biological process: cytokine-mediated signaling pathway.